UCCAAGUUCACUGCCUUCUUUUCCUCCAGGGCUUUCUCCCUGCUUUCUCAGUGUCUCCAGGCUGAGAUCAACAGAUAGGAUGCUGUGCCUCAGCUCCCUGUCCACACUCCUCCUCCUGCUUCUGUUCUACCCUCCUCUACUGUCUGCACAGGACGUCCUCGUACGUCUGGCAGGCGUGGGCCGGCGUGGAGCAAACGAGGGACGUGUGGAGGUGUUCUACAACGGAGCAUGGGGCACAGUGUGUGAUGAUGAGGUGGAUCUGAACCUGGCUACUGUGGUAUGCCGACAGCUGGGUUUUCAGCGUGGUUUGACGUGGGCACACAGUGCAAAGUUUGGUGAAGGACAAGGUCUGAUCUGGUUGGACAAUGUGCACUGUAGAGGCACUGAGCUCUCUAUAGCAGAGUGUCGCUCCAAUGGCUGGGGAGUCAAUGACUGCACCCAUGCUGAGGACCUGGGGGUCAUCUGCAGCCGAGAAAGGAGACCUGACUUCCCAUCAGUGAAUGAGCCCACGUCAUCCAACCAGCCAAGACAGGGAAACCCACCACCAGCACAGUCCGUGCCCCCCCAAGGCCCACCUGCAUACCCAGGCCCUGUCUCCUCUUACAUUUCAAGAGGACAUGAGAUCGCCCUUCGUCGCAGCCAGCCUUCUUCUCGCCGCAGCAGCAUCUCACCACAGGAAAAUGGCCAUGAGAUCCAGAUCUUGCGAAGGAAUCGAGGCGGUUCUAGAUCAGGCCAGCAGACCAACCCAGCUGUGCCUCAAGGCCACCAGCUGCCCUCUCGUCUGAUCAACGGCGCAGCCUACAGGCAAAGACAGGAGACAUCCAGGACCAGUCCACAAGCCGUGAGACGGGAGGCAGAGGCACAGGUGAACAGGCAAUCUCAGCCACCGCCACACUCCCACCUCCAGUCUGAACGGCGGAGUGAAAGACAGCAGCAGCUCAGUGGGAAUAAUGUUGAGCCAGAGCCUGUUUAUCCAGACAUGGGACUGGAGACUGAUGCUCAAUACACACAGGGAUCUGAGAGGGUUCACUUAGAGGAGGCUCGACUACGACCUGUGCUCACCGGCAACCAUGGCGGUCUGGUGACGGAGGGAGUGCUGGAAGUGAAGCAUGCUGGGAAGUGGCGUCAUGUGUGUACUCAUGGAUGGGACCUCAGCAGCAGCCGUGUCGUCUGUGGCAUGUUAGGAUUCCCAUCAGCAGAGGCGUUUGACCAACAGGCCUACAGGAAACUCUGGGACUCAAAGCUCACUGAUCCAUCCUCCAGGCUGAGGACACAGAUCAGUAAGAAGGCCUACUGGGUGGAGAAGGUGCAGUGUCAGGGUGUGGAGGCCUCUCUGUCUCAGUGCCAGGCUCAGCUGUCCCUCCCCAGGAGUGACACCCCAUGCCAUGGGGGCAUGCACGCUGUGGUCCGCUGUGUCCCUGGACCCCAGUUCGCACGCUACGGCAGAGCACCCGCCCCCCCUGCUGUGCCGCCAGUGGUGCGUCUGAAGGCAGGGCCCCGUCUUGGGGAGGGCCGUGUGGAGGUCCUGAAGGAGGGCAAGUGGGGAACCGUGUGUGACCACCUGUGGGACGUCACUGCUGCCAGCGUGGUCUGCAGAGAGCUGGGCUUCGGGACAGCCAAAGAGGCCCUGAACAAGGCUCAGCUGGGCCAGGGUACUGGUCCCAUCCAUAUGAACAGUGUCCAGUGUACAGGCAGGGAGAGGUCGAUUACAGAGUGUCACUACAGACCUGUACCGCUCUACAGCUGCAAACACAACCAGGAUGUUGCCGUCCGUUGUAAUGUCCCCAACACCGGGAUGCAGGCCACGGUGCGUCUGGCCGGAGGCAGAGAGCCAGCAGAGGGCCGGGUGGAGGUGCUGAUGGAGGUGGGAGGAGUGAAGCGCUGGGGCUCAGUGUGCAGCGAGAACUGGGGCAUCAAUGAGGCCAUGGUUGUCUGUCGACAGCUGGGUUUAGGCUUCGCUUCAAGAGCUCAUCAGGAGACCUGGUUCUGGCCUGGAUCUUCAGAUGCUGGGGAGGUGAUUCUAAGUGGAACUCAUUGCACCGGCACAGAGAUGUCGAUCCAGCAGUGUCGCAGGAACACACAUGUUUACUGUCCCCGAGGUGGAGACGGCAGAUCCGCAGGAGUCACCUGUGUAGAGACUGCCCCUGAUCUUGUACUGGAUGCACAGCUGGUCCAAGAGACAGCCUACCUGGAGGACCGACCGCUCCACCUACUGACCUGUGCCAACGAGGAGAACUGCCUGUCCUCUUCUGCCGCCAGGAUGAACUGGCCCUACGGACACCGGCGACUGCUGCGAUUCUCCUCUCGGAUCAUGAAUAUGGGCCGUGCAGACUUCAGACCACGGGCCACUAGAGAAAACUGGGUUUGGCACCAGUGUCACAGACACUACCACAGCAUUGAAGUGUUCACCCACUAUGAUCUCCUGACUCUCAAUGGGACCAAAGUGGCUGAAGGUCACAAAGCUAGCUUCUGCCUGGAGGACACCUACUGCCCUGAUGGUAUCCAUAAGCGCUAUGCCUGCUAUAACAUGGGACAGCAGGGCAUCUCUGUGGGCUGCUGGGACACCUACCGCCACGACAUUGACUGCCAGUGGGUCGACAUCACAGAUGUGCGACCUGGGGAAUACAUCUUCCAGGUGGAGGUCAACCCCUCCUUGGACAUGGCUGAGUCUGACUUUCAGAACAAUGUGAUGCGCUGCAGAUGCAAAUACGAUGGAGCACGAGUUUACAUGUUCGGAUGCCAUGCAGGUGAUGCUUACAGCGCUGAGGUGGAGGACUUGUUUGAUCACCAACGUCAGAUUUCCAACAACUUCCUGUGAAUUAAGGAACACCCAGAUAUAUAAGGACAGACCAACUGCACAACUCCUCAUCACACCUCAACAUGUCAGGGAAAGGCAGUUGAAUGACAAGGAAAACAUGCCAGAAAAUCAGAAGAUGAGUGUCAGAUGAGUGUGGGAUUCAGGGAUGAUUUUGGGAGGGAGCGAGGGAAAAUUGGGAUCCUGUGACCGACGGUCAUCAGCAGAGACUGUUCCUGCUCAAAAGUCAAGGAGCGUGUGAAUGUGGAAAGAAGAAAAGACAGAAAAAAUAAACAAAAAGACAAAAGCAGGCCAUCACAAGCAUAACAUCACCACGAUAAAACAUAGAGUAGUUCAUGAUUUUAAAAUUCUUGCAAAUUUAUUCCCUUGAUCAGAGCAUAACCACAGUAAAUACAGUAAUGGCAUGGAGGCUCGUGAGAACAGUGACACAUUUACUAUUACAUCCUCAGGCUGUUGUCCAUAUAAUGUCAACUCAGUACAAGACUGAUAAGAAAAAAAACCCUGUUCAUGUGUCCUGUGCUUUCAUUGUUCACUUACAAAAUGCAACAUUUACUGUUCCAGCUGUGUGGCUUUUGGUUUGAUUAUUUUUAUUUUUUAUUUCAUGGUGCUAUUUUGCCUUAUUUGAAUAAAUAUUGUAAUGUAAUGCAAAUGUAUUGUCAUGUACAGUUUUAUAUUACCUCUCUGGAAUAUUGUUCGUUAGGUCUCUAAUUUAUGCAGAAUUUAAUGUACUUUUGAACUGAUACUUGUCCCUGUGUGGCUGUGUUUUGUAUUGUUAAUUUUAUUCUGAUAAAUAUUUUUGCUUGUUUGUUCCUCACCUGUUAACAUCAGAUGAGAGCUGGUUGUACCAAGGUAUUACACCUUUAACAGCACUUGAUAAUGAUAGUGAAAGAAUAAACAUCAGCUUGACAAAC
Molecule: messenger RNA, 3726 nt
Organism: Sphaeramia orbicularis (orbiculate cardinalfish)
Lineage: Eukaryota; Metazoa; Chordata; Actinopteri; Kurtiformes; Apogonidae
Product: lysyl oxidase homolog 4-like
Exons: 15
Coding region: 80-2818 (912 amino acids)
Biological process (GO): peptidyl-lysine oxidation; collagen fibril organization
Cellular component (GO): membrane
Molecular function (GO): protein-lysine 6-oxidase activity; copper ion binding
Source: RefSeq, a predicted model, not a curated record